Molecule: messenger RNA, 861 nt
Organism: Heterostelium album PN500
Lineage: Eukaryota; Evosea; Eumycetozoa; Acytosteliales; Acytosteliaceae
Product: carbohydrate-binding domain-containing protein
Exons: 2
Coding region: 1-861 (286 amino acids)
Biological process (GO): extracellular matrix organization
Cellular component (GO): extracellular matrix
Molecular function (GO): carbohydrate binding; extracellular matrix structural constituent
Source: RefSeq, a predicted model, not a curated record
AUGAUGGAUAUUCAAAUCUUGGUUUUAACAAUAAUUUUUAUUGGUAUGUCAAUUGGUGCUGAAAUUGAUUGUAAAACAGUCAUUAGGAAUGCCUUUGAUAAUACUGGAUGUACAAGCAAGUGUGUUACAAUCGUUGGAAAUGGAUUGACUCCAGGCGGUGUUCAUUUAAGUUUCAAAGGAAAUAUGGUUAAUAACAAUGGUGUUUUAAUGCAAGAUCAAAGUAAAGUGAUAUUCCUUGCCAGUGACAAGUAUUCUUGUGAUUCUCACAAUAGAUAUCAACCGUUCUUGGUUCAGGAUUCCGGUUCAUUUGGAGUAUUUAACCUUUAUUCCAAUGGAUCUAUCAGAGCCGAUGAUAACAUGUACAACAUGAGAUGUUUCGAAGAAUUGGGAAAUAUUAUCCAUUUUGCACAUGAUAAUAUUCGUUUAUCAUUUUUGUUAAGAAUUAGUGAUCAAUGUAAACCACUUCAUUUUGGUGAGAAUUGUUCUGAUACCUCAACAACUGGAUCAUCAACAUCAACAACUGGAUCUUCUACUACCUCUACCACUACUUCAACAACAGGAUCACCAAAUACUCUUUCAUUCUCAUUCACUCUAAUUAGUUCGUGGUUUGUUGGAAAUGAAAGAUACAUGCAAUACAAUGUUGAUAUCAAGAAUGACGGUCCAGUUGCCAUAAAGAAUAUCAUUUUCUCACAUGAAAACUUUGAACCAACCGAUAAAUGGAAUGUCGAAUCUCUUGAGAAUGGUUGGUUAACUUUACCAUCUUGGGCUGGUAUUGGUGUUGGUCAAGUAUUCACUUUUGGAUAUAUCACCAAAUCAUCUACUCAGCCAAAAUUCACCAUUCAAUCAUCAUCAACUUAUUAG